CGCGCACCGACCGACUUUGCGGCAAGAGGCGCCCAAAACCCAACCGAUGGCAACCGGCGACCGCCCGACCAACAAGUCCCAAACCCACCCACACACACUCUCUGUCGUCGCCGCGAUCCUCGUGUGUCCUGUCGUCUUGUGUAUCCCUCGAAUCAUCACACUGCUAUCCGUCCGUUACCAGUUCCUUGUUCCAAACUACUCCUACACUGCCUCUCUCUGCACACACGGACGCGGCUACGACACGAGACGCCACGCCUUAUCUCUCCUACUCCCAAGUCUCUUCGCCUCUACCCACAUUGCCCAUGUCGCCCGCGACCUCACCUCAACACUAGAUCACAAGACUGCGAGCCCGCACUGGCAAAAGACCUCGCCGCACGCAAGCAACGCACACGCACAACACUACGCGUCCGGGUCGGCCAGCGGUGCAAGCACAAACACCUCACUGCCCGUGCACCUAAAAAGCCUGUGUCCCUCACCACAGCACCAGGCGACAACACACACCGCCUCCGCGGCUCCUCCUCGCAAUGUCGCCGAGUGCGCUGCCGCGCGAGCUCGUAUUCCACCUCUCGUCCCACCUCGUGGGGCUCGACCAGGCCGCCGAUGCCAUCGAGGAGCACAUUCUCUUCCGUCGCGCCAAGGGCGACAAUCUCUAUGAUGUCUCGGUCUCGCUCAUCGAGCUCGAGCGUAGGCUUCCUCGUCUCAGCCCAUCGAUCCGACAUGCUCAAUACGUAACAAACAUUCCACCCCCAACAGAUCUUACGGCCCCCUCGGCAGGCAGCGCACACCAACACUCGGCGAGCCCGGCAACGAUUCUCGCCCACCUCGUUUCCAAGCCUACGCCAUCGGUGCAGCAGAUGCGCGAGGUCGUCCUGGAGUAUGUCAUUAGCCGCGAGACUCGACUCCGCGAGCGCAAGUACGGCCGUGGCGGCAAGGGCACCCUCGGCCGCGAUGGCUUUGAAGAAAUCGCUGCGCGCAUCAACGAGGUCGAAGAGGGCCUUCGCGGCAAAGGCCAGCUGGCCGGUCCACGAGGUGUCGUCCUCGCCAGCCCUGUGGCGUCCGACGAGGAGCUUGAUGAGGAGCGACAAAUCGCCCUUGCCCUCCUUCUGUCCCUUCGCAUGCUCCUGUCCUACUUUACCCUUGCCGAUCUUGCCCGCCAGCUUCUCCGGCAAACUCCAACAGACGCCGAGCGCACAUUGGUUCAGCACCUUCGACGACGAGUUGCGGGCGAGGGGCGCUUUGGCGUUGGCAAGGAGCUGGAAUACGUCGAGGGCUUGACCUUAAAUCGUCGACCAGCUCUUCGUCCAGCGUUCACGUCUGCUCGCGCGCGUGCACAUCUCCCCCAGCGCGCAAUGUAUGCGAUCCCGCUCCCCGCGCCGGGGAAGUCGGCGUGCCUCAAACUCCUCACGGCUUUCGUCCGGGACAUUGAGCAAGCUGGACCUGGAGCGGCGGUAUCAUAUAUGCAGCGAGGACCGUCCUACGGCGUCGCUUCGGAUCGCCAAGGUGGCGGUGGUGCCUUUCGCAACAGGAAGGGCAGCCCGAGGACGACGACAGGCAGUCCGUCGUCGCCUUCGUCCCCGACAUUAGGCGGUUCCUCACCCGUCAAGAGCAACCACUUGCCACUACCUUCCGAUCCAACUCCUAUCGCAAGCUAUGCUCAGGAGCUCCUCUCUGAGUGGCUCAUGCGCGAGAAGCGCGAGUAUAUGCUCAAGAACAAGUGGGUCAAGACGGGUCGUGAACAGCUCGGCAAGGACCUCGGAGACAUCGAGACGUCGCUCUGCAUGGCCUCCAAGGGUAUGCCCUCGAAGCAUGCUCAGAGUUUACUGCCGACGUUCCUCUACCUCAGACGAACCUUUGCCCUUCCACCCUCGCCGAUCCCUCGAGCCAUCACGGACACCUAUCUUGACAUGAUCCCGUCACUCCCAGACCCGGAUUUCAUCCCGCUCCGCGAGCCGACCGUCAGCAGCACGACCGCUGCCCUGUAUGUCAACCCGCGCCUGGAUGACGGAUCUGCGGUGGAAGCAGUCGAGGAGCUGCUGGAGACGGAACGAGAAAAGGGCAUUACGGCGGGUGUGAGCGAGGAGAAGACGAUCGCGUGGCUCCAGGGCCUGGUGGAUCAGGUUGAGAAGCGGUUCCCAGACGGAUCCUACGAGGCCGUCUUUGAACGCGCUAGGCAUCUUGCUGUCCAUCCUCGAGUGUGGCCAGAUCUCGAGCCCAGCAGCGUUUUCCGCAUCAACCGAACCAGCCAGCUGUCAUCGCCUUCCAGCGCGGGUCACCGUCGAUCCAAGUCGUCUGCCGUGCCGUCGACAUCUAUUGUGGAGGACGACUUUGAGCCGCCACAAGGCAUCCGCUCCCCGUCGCGAUCUCAUGCCCGCUCAGCGAGCCUGCCAAUGAACUCGAGGACCAGCCACAGCGAGGAAGCUCAUGAAGCCAGACCUGUUAUCACCACCAGCCGAUUGCUUGCCGCCACGACAUCGCAGAGCAGUCCUGUGUCGCGAGACCGUCCCGCGUCUCAGGAUCGAUUCGUGCGGCAGGACCGAUACCGCCCAGACACCCCCGAGUCGUCUGAUCCCAGUGAAAAGGUGUACGACACCGACGCGGACACGGACACGGAUUCCAUCGACUCGGAAUUUGCGCGCCGCGUCGCUCCUCUUCCACACCUACCGACCUCGCUGGGUCUGUCUGCGUCGACCUCAUCCAUCGUGCGCAACAAACCUCCUCCGACGUUGAACCUCGUUGUCCCUGGCCCCGACCUGGGUUUCAGUUUUGACGUUGACGAGCUGCUGCCCUCUAUCAAGUCGCCCGUGUCACCACCUCAGCCUACAAGCACAAGCGCGACAGGCUCGGCGUCGGUGGCCACUCCUCAGACUGCCGAGUCGUCGGGUGGUUGGUGGGACGUUGUGUCGCCCUUGACUACGAACUCGCCUCAUGUGCCCAAGCCAUGGGAGGGUGGUAACAACGCCAAUGGUUCCAGCCCCAGCCGAUCAUCAGCGUACUCACUGCCACCCGGAGCUGAGCCCGCUGCGGCACAGAUGCUCUUCACCUCGGAGGCCAAGCCUGAGGACGGCAGGAUUCAGACAUCACCGGUUGCCCCGAUCGACCUGUCCUUGGACACUGUGACUCCGAGGAUCACACCCAAGACGACACCGGUUUCGCGCCACGCCCCGCACUUUGACAAGGAAAUGCCGCCUGUGCCCGACUUCCCUGCGGAGGAGAGGCCAGUCACACCACCACCACACACGUACCGCGGACAGCCGGAUGAGUUUGGCGUCUCGCUCGACUCACCGGAGCAGUCAUCCGAGUCGCACUACACCGCACACCGAUCGUCGAAUGAGCACAUCCCCUCAGCGACGGCGACCUGGCACGCCAGGCCGACUGCUCCGCUGGCCAACCCUCCUCCUCGAUCCAACACGUACGGCUCGUUAACUGGGUCACGUCCUCCUCCAGUUCCCACCAUGAUUGACAGGCCAAACUUCCCCGCCCCUGGAAGCGCCCCAAUCUCGCCGGUCAAAUCUUACGCCCUGCCAGCUUCUCCAUCCAAGCUGGCGCAGCGCGAACUGGGGUUCUCUCCCCGGGAGUCGACAUUUAGUCACCGCGAAUCGACCUUUACUCACCGCGAAGCGGCGUUCGUGCGGAGUGACUUGGCCUACUCGCCUCGCGAGUCCACAUUCACUCAGCGCGACUCUGCGUUCAUGCCACCACCGUCUCGCGAGUCGACGUUUAAUCAGCGCGAAACGGCGUUCGUGCGAAGCGAGAUGGCGUACUCGCCUCGCGAGUCGACGUUCACCCAGCGCGACUCUGCAUUCGUCCCGCCGCCGUCCCGCGAGUCGACGUUUGCUCAGCACGACGCUCCAUUUUCGCCGUCCUCGCCACGCGACUCGGGUCACUCUGGUCGCUCACCCCGCGAGCAAUCGUUUUUGCACCGCGAGCAGCCGGGAUUCUCGCCGCGUGAGUCGACGUUCACACGCGAUCUCCCGCCAGUGGUGCCUCCUCGCGACGGAGCCGCCCCCCUCAUGACGCCUCGUGAAGUGCCGCCGGUUAUCCAUACGCACAUUGCGCACCCACAUGGAAACCAGCAACCGACUUCUGCGGUCAAGUCGAAGAUGAACACGUUUGGGCGGUCAAUGGGCCACUUGGUCAUGGCGCGCGGCCGUGCGGAAAAGGACGGCAGCCAGAACACGGUGAACGCCAUGCGUAAGCCCGAGCCUCCUGGAGCAGUCACCAACAAUCCGGGGCGGUGGAACCGAGAUAUGGUAAUUGGGAUUAUGGGACCGCCGGCCGACCGGCGAUAGGGGGAUCCACACCUUGUCUGUUGUAGAAGCAUUGAGGGGGAGGGGGGCUAGAGAGAGGAGGAUCGGAGAAUAGUCGUAGUGCAUUCUUGUGUAGCCAUCCAUCAUGACAGACUGGGUCAUCAGUCUGAAUAUGUAUAGUUGUAAACAGGG
Vanrija pseudolonga is the source of this 4439-nucleotide messenger RNA. RefSeq lists its product as uncharacterized. NCBI's taxonomy places the organism in Eukaryota, Fungi, Basidiomycota, Tremellomycetes, Trichosporonales, Trichosporonaceae. The record is from RefSeq and is a predicted model, not a curated record. The coding region runs from base 525 to 4289 and encodes 1254 amino acids. The transcript is spliced from 4 exons.